AUAAAAUAUAAUCGUUAAUGAAUCGCAGAUUUAAGACUGAAAUAUAAGAAAAACAUCUCAACUAUGACUAAGAAUAUGAAAGCAUUUUGAUAGUUAAAGAAGAAGAAAAUAAAAACUAUACUCCAUCAUCCUUAUUUAGUCUUUAAUUUUAUCAAAAAUAAUUCAAUAAGCCACAAAAACAACCCUCGAAAACAAUCAAUAGAUUUAAAAGCAAUAAAAAAAUUACUCUCUCAUCAUUAAAAUAAGCAUAAGCAAUUUAUAGUCCCUCUUUACAUGAAAAACCACAAAGAAUUCAUGCACCACCAACCAAUUUUCGAAUCAAAUUAGCUAAUUUUAAAUAUAACCUAAAUACAAUCUCUAAAUAAAGUCUCCAUACUCCUAGUACAAAAAUACAAGAUAGUUAACAUUAAUCAGGAUAUUAAACACCAUUAGAUAUAAAAAUGUCAAUAUCAAAAAUUCAACAAUUGCUAAGUUCUUCUAAACUGAAGAGUGGUCAAUUAGAUUUUACAAAAUUCAAAAAAUCAAUAUAUUGA
Paramecium primaurelia is the source of this 533-nucleotide messenger RNA. The record is from the annotation of a GenBank genome assembly. NCBI's taxonomy places the organism in Eukaryota, Ciliophora, Oligohymenophorea, Peniculida, Parameciidae.